GCAGCCAUGAAGCAGUGGGCGUAUGCAGCAGCCGCACUCGCGGUCCAGAUCGCGCUACCAGUGCAAGCCGUUAGCAUCACCGACAUCCAGGGCCCGGCGUUCAUAUCUCCCCUGAAUGGACAGACUGUGAACAACCUGACAGGCAUCGUAACCGCAAAGGGGACCUCUGGAUUCUGGAUUCAAGGUCCCGCGGUACGAAGCAAUAGUGUCUCUCACGGGUUGAACGUCUUCACCAGCUCCAAAACCAUUUUGGCCUCUGUCGCCGUCGGGGACUCCAUCUCCCUGUCCGGGGUGGUAUCCGAGUUCCGCUCGAGCGGCUCCCCAGACAACCUCUUUGCGACGGAGCUCCAGUCUCCCACGAACAUCGUCGUCCUCUCUUCAAACCAGGUCGUCACCCCGGUUCUCCUCGGGACUGAUCGCAGCCCCCCAACGCGCAAGCUGAGUGCGCUCGACCCCGGGAAUGACGGAUGGCUCGCCGUCCCGAACAAUCAGAGCCGUAUCGACACUGUGAACGCGACGCUAGUCCCUGACCAGUUCGGAAUGGACUUUUGGGCGAGUCUGGAGGGGCAGCUUGUGACGGUGCCGUCGCCGGUCGCGCUUGACUUUGCGAACUCCUUUGGCGAGUUCUGGGUCCACGGAGACUGGCCUGUGACUGGGAAGAACAGCAGGGGCGGGCUUACCAUCAGCUUCGCCCUGGGGUCGGACGGCAUUCCGGACGCAAACCCCGAGGUCAUCAUUGUAGGCUCCCCUUUGGAUGGCACGAAGAACCCGGCGGUAUCUCUUGGCAAGACGUUCUCAGACAUAACUGGAAUUGUCGCUUACCAAUUCGGAUUCUACUACAUUCUGCCCUUGACGGCGCCUACGGUGCUCACUACGCCCGACCCUACCAUCCCGCCAUCUACCAUCAAGCCCCGCGCACAAGUCUGUACGCUCGUCAUCGGUGACUACAACGUCGAGAACAUGGCGCCGACGACCGCCCACCUGCCUACAGUCGCGAACCACAUUGCGAACUUCCUCAACUCACCCGACCUCAUGUUCCUUCAGGAGAUUCAGGACAACAACGGGGCGACGGACGACGGCACGGUGAGCGCGAACGUCACGCUCGCGACACUCGCGGCCUCGGUUGCGAGUGCGGCAGGCACCACCCAAACGUACGGCACCCUCGACAUCGCGCCACAGAACGACAAGGACGGCGGCGAGCCGGGCGGUAACAUCCGCACCGCGCACCUGUUCAACUCGACGAAGCUCCGCCUCGUCCCCGGCGCUCCCGCAGGCGGCGCUCUGGAUGCGACGAAGCCCGUGCUCGGGACCGACGGCAAUGUCACCCUCACUUUCAACCCCGGACGCAUCGACCCGACGAACUCCGCGUGGGACUCCAGUCGCAAGCCGCUCGUCACGCUGUGGGAGACGACCAACGGCGCGCGCCUCUUCACCAUCAACCUGCACCUCACCGCGAAGCUCGGCGGGACCACCACCCAGGGCAACGCGCGUCCACCCGUCAACGGCGGCGUCGACCAGCGCAUCAGCCAAGUCCAGACCGUCGCAACGUUCGUCAAGGCGCUGCUCGCGCUGGACCCGAACGCGAACAUCAUCGUCGGCGGGGACUGCAACGAAUACGUGCAGACGCGCGCCGUGUUCGCGCCCUUCGACGGGCUGCUCACCGAGUUCGACGUCGCCGUCGACGUCCCCCUCGCGGAGCGCUACACGUACCUCUUCGACCAGAACAGCCAGCAGCUCGACCACCUCUUUAUCUCGGACGCGAUCGUCGCGCGGGGCGACCUCGCGGUCGAGCACGUGCACGUGAACAACUGGGCACCGACGCUCGCCGCGCGCGCGAGCGACCAUGACCCGACUGUUGCACGCGUGAAGAUCUGCUGA
This is a messenger RNA of Trametes versicolor FP-101664 SS1, 1878 nucleotides long. RefSeq names its product DNase I-like protein. The coding region runs from base 7 to 1878 and encodes 623 amino acids. Lineage: Eukaryota; Fungi; Basidiomycota; Agaricomycetes; Polyporales; Polyporaceae. The transcript has 7 exons. The record is from RefSeq and is a predicted model, not a curated record.